Messenger RNA from Durusdinium trenchii, 2095 nucleotides. The record is from the annotation of a GenBank genome assembly. Lineage: Eukaryota; Dinophyceae; Suessiales; Symbiodiniaceae.
ACAGCAUGCGACGGCCUUAUAAUAUAGUUCAGUUUUGCUUCCUUGUCUCCUUGGUAUGUGAUAUGAAAUUUCUGUCGUGCCAGCCGUGGGCACUGGCCAGGAAAAAAGGAACAUGCUUCGUCGACAGCCACAUGCGCCCCCCUGAAUAGAAACGUCUUCCGCCUCUUCCAGCUGGGCACCUCUUCACCGUGUCAGCCAUGGCUCCAAGGGAGACGGCAAUGGGCUGAAGGGUCGAGCACGGGGGGCGCCAUGAGAUGUGCUGCCUACGCGUUGAUGCCCAUCCUGGGCUUCUUCGCUGCCUGGAACUGUGCGAAGCUGCCCUUCUACUGGGUCCCUUGGACGGAGGAGGAGUCCGUAGCGGAGGUGCACCGGACCGAGCAGGGUCCGCCAGGAGAAUGAACCCAUGACAAAUGUGACCUUCGACCCAGUCGAGUGCGCGAAGCCGGAGCCCAAUCGACUUCAACACUGCUCUGGGCUGACCACGGAAUACCAUUUGUUUCGCGCCUUCAACGUGACCUCGGAGUAUAAGCUCCAGGCCGCCAAGGACUUGUUCAUUCUUCCGCAUACCGCCAUGGGCAUUUGCUUAGAAGUCUUGUUUAUCUUCGCGCUGGGCAUGGGCAAUCGAGGCUUGUACGAACACAGCAAGAUCAUGCUCCCCAUGGCGGCCCUUUUUGCCAUCCAUAUCAUGCCAGUAGCGCAAGGCAUUCCCGACAGCCUCGCUGGUGUCGCCAUCAACGAGAUCUUGGUAGCGCUCCUGCUCGUGGGGGUUGGGAUGGGAGCGCUGGGCAUGUACCAAGACUUCAAGGCCAAUGAUGGAGAGCCACCAACGCGCCAAAGAGCUGGGAAGCUGCUGUUCUCCUCGUGGAUCCUCAUCGGGGUGCUGGUGAACUUGGCUCCCGUCGGCGAAUGGCUCAUGCUGCUGUCGGCCUGGAACUCGAAGGCUUCGCCGGAUGUGCCACACCCCAACUCUGGCCACGACUUCUACUCCAAGUUGAGUUGUCCAUGGUUGGGCCGUAUCGCCGCGGCCUUUGCGCUGUUCAAUGUCUUUAUGUAUGCCUUCGACGUCUAUGCCGAAGCACAGGGCGCCCGAUGGCGAAGUCCCUUCAGCAGGCACGGGCCGGCACUUUGGCAACUGGCAAGGAUGCCAUAUCCUGAUGUGGAGAGCAAAUUCUACCAGAUGCCCGAGCGUUGGUUGGAAGCCACUGGCGAGUGCUUCGUUUUGUGCAUCGGGGUCUCCUGGUUGGUUACCGCCAUGUUCAACCCAGGCAUCUUCAGAGACAAUAUUCUCCGCAGCAUAGUUGGCUACAACAAUCUCUGCGUCGGCUUUGACAGCCCUCCAGCAAGAUACGUUGCCAUGCCUCUCAUGGUGCUGCAAGCCGUUAUGGCGGCACGCUACAGUUAUUUGGACACCAUCCGCUUGAAAGCCACCCGAGCGUACCUGUCCAACUUCCAGUUUCAGCUGGGAUACUGGGCCAACACCAUCUUCGCGGUGUGGAUGGCUUGCUUCCCCAUGUUGCUGGUCAUCACGGCAGAGUUCGAUAGUUGGACUAGCACGAAGAUCCACCUCUUCCUCUUCAUGGCCACAUUGUUCAUCAUGUGGGCUAUGAUCGCCGGCAAUGUCGUGGAAGCACCGGAGCUUGAGUUGGGGACGAAGGUUUGGUUCGGGCUCUUCACCAUGCACACGUUCCUCCUGCCGGUGGUGGGGGUCAUUGAUGUGUUGAGCUUUCAUCCGGAUUUGAAGCCGGAAGAGAUCCCUUCGAUCCGCCACGAAUUUCCACACCCGCCGAUCCCCUGGCCGGUGGUGGCCUACCUGGACUACGGCUGGUUCCUGUUGCUCAUGUUGACGGUGGUCUUCUUGCCGGAAGCGCCUCCGGUGGAGACCAAGAUGAGAGUGGACAUGAACGUGGCCUAUGGAAAGUCUUACAGCCAGUCCUCGCAAGAAUCGGAGGACGGAUUCUUGCUACCGCAGGACCAGGAGAUUUCAAAUGUAUUGUUUGCGAUGAAGAAGACUAGCGGAGGACAAAGGACGAUUUCCUCCGCUUCAAUUACGCACUAAUUCGAGCGAAAUGACCAAAUGCGUGCAUUGCUUGGAAAA